This is a messenger RNA of Nycticebus coucang (slow loris), 3799 nucleotides long. RefSeq names its product KIAA1143 ortholog. The record is from RefSeq and is a predicted model, not a curated record. The coding region runs from base 48 to 512 and encodes 154 amino acids. The transcript is spliced from 3 exons. NCBI's taxonomy places the organism in Eukaryota, Metazoa, Chordata, Mammalia, Primates, Lorisidae.
UGUACUGUAGAUGUCGGCUGGGGAAGCUGCCUUUCCUCAGACAUACCAUGAGCAAGCGGAACCAGGUGUCGUACGUGCGGCCCGCGGAGCCGGCGUUUCUGGCCCGCUUCAAGGAGCAGGUCGGCUACAGGGAAGGGCCCACCGUAGAGACCAAGAGAAUCCAGCCUCAGCUCCCAGAUGAAGAUGGUGAUCACAGUGACAAAGAAGAUGAACAGCCCCAAGUGGUGGUUUUAAAAAAAGGAGACCUGUCACCUGAAGAAGUCAUGAAAAUUAAAGCAGAAAUAAAGGCUGCCAAAGCAGAGGAAGAACCCGCUCCAGCUGAUGGAAAAAUAAUGUAUCGAAAACCAGUCAAGCGUCCCUCAGAUAAAAAAUAUUCAGGUUUAACAGCAACCUCGAAAAAGAAGAAGAUAAAUGAAGAUGAAAUAAAUCAGGACUCAGUUAAAAAGAACUCACAAAAGCAGAUCAAAAACAGUAGCCUCCUUUCUUUUGACGAUGAAGAUGAAAAUGAGUAAGUAUAAACAUUUUGGACUUAGUCUCCUUAGAAAAUAUAUGGGUGUUUUUUGAAAUAACAUUUUUUUCUGUUAUAAGGAAUUCAUUAUAGAAAAUUUAGAAAAUACAGAAAAAAAUCUAAUAAAAUAAACUACAUCUGUUCAUCAAUACCCCUCUGACUUGAAAUGCCAACUUGUAAAAAUUAACUACUAUUACCAUUUGUUAUUUCUUGUGGGUGUGUGUGUAUAUGUAAAUUAUAUUUUCUUAAAAUACAUUUUGUUAUAACAAUUUUCUAUAAUUUAAUAUAAUUUUGUAUAAACAAAAUUGUAUAAAUAUGUGUAUUCUGUCCUGCUUCUCACUUGACAGUACAUUGUGAGCAUUUUUUCCAGGUUACAUUCAUAGCUGGAGGGAAUUUUAGAAUUAAACAAAUCCCCUGUUUGUAUCUUCCUCAUUAGAAGAAUUGCACUUUGGGUGGGGAAAUGAUAAUAUGUCUAGCUGAAAAUACCUCCCCAGCUCCUGCUGAGGAUGGCCAUAUGACUCAGCUCUGGUGAGUUAAGAGAUAGCAAGUGGAAUUCUAUUGAUGCAAAAGGACAGACUUGAAAAGCAUGAACCUCUGCCCCUAUCUCUUCAUCUUGCUCAGAGUACAGACAUAAAACCUGAGUAUGAGAGCAAUUUUUGGGCAUAAGGAAGGCGGCUACUUAGUUUGGGUGGUAUAAGUAGAAAGACUCGAGUUUGGAUCCUUCAUAGCAUGCCUUGAGCUGCCGUACCAGCCUUGGGCUGCUAAACUCUGCACUUCUUGAGACAUGAGAAGAAUAAACAUUAUGCUUAUUUAAGCCUCUGUCAGGUUUUUGUCUGCCAAAUGCGGUCCUAAGUGAUGCAAUAAGUAUCUCAUCCAACAUGCUUAUGUAGACAUCUCUGACGGUAUUUCAGAUGAUUUCAUUUGAAUGAAUUGCUGGAAGCAGAAUUAGUGCAUCAGAGUAUUUGAAUAUUCUUAAAGCUAUUAAUAUUUACUUUCAAAUUGUUUUCUUUUUUUUGUUAUUGUUAUUGUUGUAGUUGUCAUUGUUUUAGCUGGCCUGGGCCGGGGUUCGAACCUGCCAACCUGGGUAUAUGUGGCUGGCGCCCUACCUACCGAGCUACGAACGCCGCCUUUUCAAAUUGUUUUCCAAUUGUUUUCUAAAGGGGUUUUAGCAUUUUAUUCAUUUACCAUCUUUAAGAGUCCACAUCAUUCAUGAUAACUGUGCACCAGCCUUGGAUUGGCACCAGGCUUUUAAUUCUUGUCAAUUUGAUAUAUUGAAAAUGGUGUUUAAUAGUUAAAUUUAAUUAGCAUUCUCUUUAUUAGGGAAGCUAAACUGUUUUUCAGAUGUUAACAAACCAUUUUGUAUUUCUUUUGGUUUUUUUUAUUUUUCUAUUUUUUUGAGAUAGAGUCUCACUUUAUCACCCUGGGCAGAGUGCUGUGGCUACACAGCUCCCAGCAACCUCUACCUGGGGUCCUUAAACUUUUAAAACGGGGGGCCAGUUCACUGUCCCUCAGACCAUUGGUGGGCCGGACUAUAGUUUAAAAAAAAGCUAUGAACAAAUUCCUAUGCACACUGCACAUUAUCUUAUUUUGAAGUAAAAAAACAAAACGGGAACAAACACAAUCACACUGCCUCAUGUGGCCCACAGGCUGUAGUUUGGACCCCUGUUUGCCUCAGCCUACUGAGUAGCUGGGACUACAGGCGCCCGCCACAACACCUGGCUAUUUUUUUGUUGCAAUUUGGCCGGGGCUGGUUCGAACCUGCCACCCUCGGUAUAUAUGGGGCUGGUACCCUACCCACUGAACCACAGGUGCUGCCCUGUAUUUCUUUUUUGAAUUAACUUGGUCAUUUUCCAUUAGUGUAGUCAUAUUUUUCUAACUUGUAAAUUAUGUAGGCAUUUAUUUUCAUUCUCUGUUUCUCAUCCUCUCUAACAGAUAAAGGAUCACCAAUAGUCUCUUGUUCUUUCUCCACCUGAAAUUACUAAUUCCAGAGCAUCUUAUAAUGAAUCAUGCCACAUCUAUCUUUUCCCCAUUUUCUUUCUUACAUUUAAAAACUAUUCAGGGUGGUGCCUGUGGCUCAGUGGUAGGGUGCCAGCCCCAUAUACCAAGGGUGGCAGGUUCAAACCUGGUCCCGGCCAAAUUGCAACAACAACCAAAAAAAAAAAUAGCACCAGGCAUUGUGGCGGGCACCUGUAGUCUCAGCUACUUGGGAGGCUGAGGCAAGAGAAUCACCUAAGCCCAGGAGUUGGAGGUUGCUGUGAGCUGUGACGUCACGGCACUCUACCAAAGGUGAUAAAGUGAGACUCUGUCUUUAAAAAAAAUAAAUAAAUAAAAAUAAAAACUACUCCAUCUGAAAUUUAUUUUGGUAUACUUUUUUCUUGAAUAAUCAAUUGUCCUAGAAACCUAUGUGUUUCUCACUUAUAUAUAAGGUUAUCUGAACAAGAGAUCUUGCUGAGUGUUGGGGGAAAAAUGGAGGGAAGCGCUGUAAUGUCUGAGCCUUUCCAGGUGAUUCUUCAAAACCCUGCUUAGUCCUUACAAUUUUCAUCAUUGUCAUCCAAACCAGGAGCUUGUUAAGAUCACAACCCGGCUCAGCAUCCAUAGCACAGGGGUUACAAAGGGUGGCGGGUUCAAAACUGGCCCAGGCCAGCUAAACAACAACUGCAACGAAAAAAAUAGCUGGGAGCUGUGGCGGGCACCUGUAGUCCCAGCUACUUGGGAGGCUGAGGCAAGAGAAUUGCUUAAGCCCAAAAAGAGUUUGAGGCUGCUGUGAGCUGUGACAGCAUGGCACUCUACCGAGGGCAACAUAGUGAAAUUCUGUCUCAAAAAAAAAAAAAAAAAAUCACAUCCCUUUACCCGUCACAUUCACCUGAAAUUACUAAUUCCAGAGCCUCUUAUCAUGAAUCAGGUGCCACGUCUAUCUUUUCCCCAUUUUAAAUAUCCAGUAUAAAUAAUACUCAAAAGUGAUGUAUGUGGGUGGGCUAGGGAGCCUUGAAAUAAACUUUUUCUAAAUGAUUCAAAGUAGUCCUAAAGCCAUUCUGCAAUACUAUUUUUAAUGUAUUGUAACUUGUUACGUAAGCCAGGUUUUUUUCCCCUGAUUUAUACUACUAUACCUACUCUUAUACCAAACUACAUUAUUAUAAUACUAUAAAUUUUAAUGUCUUAGUAUCUGGAGGUGGGGAUCUUCAAGGCAGGGACUUUGUUUUAUUUGUCACUGUAUCCUCAGUAUCCAGAAAAGUACCUGGCAUAUUAAGUGCACAAUAAAUAUUACAUGACUAUUAAGUUACGUGAAUGAGA